AUCUAAAUUUUUGAUCUUUAAUAUACUACUAUAUACUCAUCUAAUGCACCUCUGUGCAUGAUUUGAAAUAUACUACUAUAUACUCAUCUAAUGCAACCAAUUUAAUACACAUCUGUGCAUGAUUUUUCCCCAAUGUUUCGUACACAUGCUACCAGCCUGUAAUAGCAGAUUAUUUUGGUCAACCUUUGAUUGUGAGCUUUGUCUUCCAAAUUCCACCACUCCCAUCUUUGAUGAAGUUAAAAAAGAGAAACUGCAACAUCUUUCAGGUUUUCAAGUAUGAUGGCCAAAUCUUCAAUUCUAAGCAUUUUUAUUACUUUGCUACAACUGCUUAUGGUCCUCUGUUUGUCCGCUGCUUACAAGAAUUUCAUAGAGGAGUCUUCAAUAGUUUAUACAUACGAUCGUGUUGCUGAAAUUGAGAAACACUGUAAUCCAUAUCUUACUUCAUCAUCCAAGUCAAUUCCUGAUGAAAAUAGAGGCUACACACUUCAAACAGAACUCUCUUUCACUAAUGGAGAUUGGAAUCAGGAGAAUGGCGGUUUCCCUUUGAUGCCGUUCGAUGAAAGUGACUUGCAAGGGCAUAGGAUCCAUCAUGGAACAGAUCCAUUACAACUUGUUUCAUUCCAAGUGCAGGAUACCAAUGUAGCUCAUCAAUUUGAAAACGCUUCAGUUAAUGUUGGAGGGAUAUUGUCCUUAGCCAUAUCUAGAAAUACUACAUUUUACCCUUCUCUUCGGUCGCCGUCUUUUACCAUGAUUCCUGGUUUCUCCAUCCUCACUGUUGUCUUUGAAGGGGUCUAUUUUGAAAGUGGGCAAGAUCGUUUAUUGUGUCUUUUGGGGAACACAGCUUUACCCAUAUCAGAACCCCAUGUUGAAAAUUGGGACAUAGCCAAUAGCCAUUGGCCUGGUUAUAGCCACCUGCCACAUCUUUUGCAAGAUGAUCAGAUUUUGCUUCUUCUUAGGUACCCUCAGACAUUCAAUUUGACUAGCAGGGCUAUAAAGGGUGAAAUUAGAAGCAUAAGCAAACAUGGAAGCUUGAAGUACUUUGAUGAUGUUCAUAUUUCUUCUCAGCUGAGUCGGUAUUCCGAAUAUCAGUUUAGUCCUGAAUUGAUGCCAAGAUCUUGUGAAGAUAAACACCUUUGUCAAGAGGAUUUGGCACAAUAUGAUGCGCUCACAUUCAGUGGCUAUGAGUUUUGCAGAACUCUCCAAAGUAUAUCAGAACCUUUCAAUGUUGUCCCGCAUAAUAAGUUCACUGAUAGGUAUGCUUACCAAAGCAAAGUAAGACCUCACCAACCAGGAAAGGAAUUUGGCUUUGGUAACUGGAGAUUGAACCAUGAAAAUUUCAGGCUUAUCUUGCAGCAUGUAAUAUGUGAGGAGGAACCUAGAAAUCAUAAUAUAAAAAAUGCAAGAAUUUCAGCAACACUGAGACUGUUUCCUACGUCCAUUCCAGAAGACACUGCAAGAGAUAGAACAGGCCUCUCCAACCUUACUUUGUUAGCUGAGGGGACAUGGGAUUCCUCAAGUGGGAAACUAUGCAUGAUUGGGUGCGCUGGUGAAGUUGAUCCUAUUUUGGAAGAUUGUAACUAUCAGAUAUUCUUGUACUUUCCACGAGUGUACUCCAUCAAGCAGAGAAGUCUCAUGCUGGGGAGUAUAUCCAACAUUGCAAAUGAAACAAACAUGUUCUUCCCUCUGAUGAUUAAUUAUGCACCGCGUCCGGUGUUUCUUCAUUUGAGUCAUGGUCCGUGCGGUUCUCACUUAUCAUAUAAUUACUCAAUGAUCCAGCUAGCAACUUCAAUUAGAAGGAGAGACCAGUCAUCAAAAUUCAGACUUCUCAAGCAAUCAUCAUUCUUGAAGUAUCCAGCUUUGGAUGAUGAACAAGAUGUACUUGCUUCUCAGCUACGUUUUCUUUCCGCGAAUCUCAUUUUUGAUGCAUUUGCAAUUUGCAAGCAUUGCUCAGACAAACAUAACUCAAGGGUCUUCAUCCAUAUGGAUGUGUUUUCUUUAGGUCCAUAUGUACCCUGGCUGCGUAAAGAUGAUGGAUCAAAGAAACAAGUAGAAACUGAAAAACUCACUAGUAUCCAAAUUCUCAAUAUCUCAUUGCAUCUUAUAUUCAAUGAAGGAUCUUCAGUGUUUACAAUCAAGCAAUAUAGACAUUUGUCACCUUUAUUCUUGGAAGGUGUAUAUGAUCAACUAGCUGGUCAAAUGUCUCUAAUUGGUUGCAGAAUGGUUUCAAAUGUCAGCACCAAUGUUGGACAUGGCCUAGAUUGUCUCGUGGAUGUUAAGGUUCAGUACCCUCCUUUAACUGGAAGAUGGCUGAAAAAUCCUUCUGUUGAAAUGACUAUUACUAGCCAAAGGCAUGAAAAUGACCCUCUUCAUUUUAAUGCUGUGACUCUUCAGACAGACAUUAUUCCAUACUUAAAGCAUCACGAUGAUGUGGCCUUCAGAAAACUCUGUGAUGGAGUUCUUAGGAUGCUGACUUCAUGUGCUCUUGUAGGAAUCAUCUUAAGCCAACUCAGUUACAUGAACAGAAACGUGGCUUCCAUUCCUCACAUAUCUCUUGUCAUGGUUGCUGAACAAAUUCUUGGUUAUGGUGCUGAGUUGUUUGGGGAUACUGAGAUACUUGUUGAAUCAUCUCAUGAUCUUCAUGAUAAUAAACACAUGUUGAAUCCCAUAGAAAUCAUGACAAGGCUUCUUGUGCUGAUUGCCUUGCUUCUCACUAUAAGGCUGUACAAGAAGGUGUCACAAGCUAAGAAAAGACAAAACGCUUAUGGAUCUGCUAAGGAAAAGCGCCUGCCCCAACAUAAGAAUGUUGUUUUAUGGAACUUAAAGGUUCACAUUGUUGUGUGUCUUGUGCUAACAGGUCUACUUGCAAUUGAGCCUUCUCUCAGAAACAAUUUAAGGUCUCUAAGCUUGAUAGAUUUUCUUCUUCUGUCUGGCAUCUUGAUUCGACAAGCGCAUAUCCUUUGUGCUCAAGACCUUUUUCUGGUUCCUCAAGCUCUUGAGAAGUCUGUGUGGCAAAGAAAAGUUAAACCUCUGAGGAAAAUGUACUAUGUUGGACUCACAUUGCUAAGGCUAAUUCUCUUUUCCUAUGACUACAUCAGAGACCCUAUUCUAGAUCCAUACUCUGAUAAUGGUGAGUUCAACAGAAUGAGGUCAAUUUUCUAUCCAAUUUAUGGUAUCACUGGUGCAGCAGUUCCCAUCAUUAUGGUUUUAGUUGCAACUGUUGUCCACAUUCAACAAAGAAGCAACAUUCAGAAAUCAUUCUGACGCUAAACUCCAGCAUUUCAAUUGUGACUUGUAAACUAUUUCUAUAAUGUUAUAAUUCCCCCCCCCCCCCCCCCCCCCCCUCCUGCAGCCAUGAAGGAAACCCCCUAUCUUGAUGUUUUUCCCUGUGUAAAAAUGGCAUUGACCAUCUGAAUCAGUGAGAAUUAGAUAUGAAUUUGGAAAAUUAAUUUUACAUUACUGUUGCAAUUAAUAGUUUUAA
Molecule: messenger RNA, 3478 nt
Organism: Glycine soja
Lineage: Eukaryota; Viridiplantae; Streptophyta; Magnoliopsida; Fabales; Fabaceae
Exons: 2
Coding region: 277-3261 (994 amino acids)
Cellular component (GO): intracellular membrane-bounded organelle
Source: RefSeq, a predicted model, not a curated record